AAAACAAUUCCUGAUUUCAUUCUGACAGAUAAACAGAGGUCAUAUGACAACUGAAGCAAAGAGGGCUGCCAAGAUGGAAAAGAAGCUGAAGAUUUUGCUUGGUGGUUAUCAGUCUCGAGCAAUGGGCCUCAUCAAACAGCUGAAUGAUUUGUGGGACCAAAUAGAGCAGGCACACCUGGAGCUGCGUACUUUUGAGGAACUGAAGAAACAUGAAGAUGCUGCUAUUCCACGGAGACUGGAGUGUCUGAAGGAAGAUGUGCAGCGACAGCAGGAGAGAGAAAAGGAGCUCCAGCAGAGAUUUGCUGAUUUCAUGUUGGAUAAAGAGACUUUUCAGUCAAAGUAUUAAAGCACAAAAUUCCUUUCAUCACUGAUGUAAUGUUUUUCAAGUAUGCAGAUACUUCUCCAGCAGCUUUUGCCAUCAGUUGCAGAAAGCAAGCAUAGUCUGCUGUUUGUAUCUCAUCCACUUUUUUUCCAUUACUGGACUAUUUCUGAUGCUGUAGGUAUGAAUGGCUUUGUCAAGGAAUU
Messenger RNA from Meleagris gallopavo (turkey), 525 nucleotides. NCBI's taxonomy places the organism in Eukaryota, Metazoa, Chordata, Aves, Galliformes, Phasianidae. The record is from RefSeq and is a predicted model, not a curated record.